Molecule: messenger RNA, 2466 nt
Organism: Stegostoma tigrinum
Lineage: Eukaryota; Metazoa; Chordata; Chondrichthyes; Orectolobiformes; Stegostomatidae
Product: elongation factor 1-gamma-like
Exons: 10
Coding region: 1769-2398 (209 amino acids)
Biological process (GO): translational elongation
Cellular component (GO): cytoplasm; nucleus
Molecular function (GO): translation elongation factor activity
Source: RefSeq, a predicted model, not a curated record
UACACCCCGCCUGAUUUUUGGAGGUGCUACCCGGUUCUGAUUGCAGCUGAAUACAGCAAUAUGUCACUCAGUGGUAUCCAGGGGUCUAGAGCUCUGUCCCAAGAUUGGAUGUAUGGGGCCGUACACCUGUGGAAAGGUCUCUGUAUUGGUGGCAGAUAGUGGCUUUUGUGUGCAAGAAAGUAGUGCAGUUGCGUAUUAUGGUGCCAUGCCUGACGAGCUUGCUGAAGCAUAGUUGUGGACUAAUGUACGGAAUGGGUUUGCUAAUGCCGGCUGACUAACCAGGAAACUUCCUUGCCCUUACUGAAUGGAAGGCAGUGGUUUGGAAGCACUUGUAGUCUGCAGUUAGCAGUGGUAUGCUGCGAGGCACCUCUAUUCAAGAAGCUGCCCUCAUCCAGCAAUGGAUUAACUUUGCUGAAAGUGAACUUAUCCCUCCAACUGCAACCUGGCUUUUCCCAACUUCAAGUACCAGGAAAUCCAACAAGCAGGUAGUCGAGCGUGCUAAAGCUGACAUAAGGAAGGUAUUGCUCUUGCUGAAUGAUCAUCUCCAUGUCAGGACAUACCUGGUUGGUUUUGGACCCUUCCCUGCAGGAGAAAUACAGUGAAGUAAGCCCUUGGUUUGCUGCCUGUGUUAGUCAGCCUCCAUUCUGAAAAGUAUUAGGAGAGGUGGUGUUCUGUGAGCCAGCUGUUCAGUAUACAGCACCAAAGCCACCAGAAACCCAAGAAGUCACCAAAAUUGAGACCUGUCUAAGUGCAACUCCCACAAAUGAAGUUGGCCCGGUUGAUACAGGACUCUAUAAAGAAAUAGCUGCAAUGGUAUUUGCUCCUGCCACCCCUCUGGCUGAGGCUGCAACAGUUGGUGUAGCUUCUCCCCCGGAGCAGAGACCAACUCGUGCUGAAAGUUUGCUAGAUGGAUCAGAAGAACAACUUUCUGUAGUAUGUGCCUCAGUGAAGAGUAGAACCAAAGAAGUAAGGUCCAUAAUUCCCCUGAAGGAGAUGUUUCCACAGAAAAUGAAGGUGAGGCUAUGGGUACUAAAGAGAAGAAUCCAUCUGCUCUGAUAGAUUUUUCUAAAGAGACCAUCCACAUAACCAGUAAUUUGAAAGAGCAGGAAGUAACUGAAGAGGUCACAGUUCAAAUUCAAGAGGGAGAUAUUCAUGAGGAGACAAAAUCAGUUGUACCCUUUAACCAGCCUGUAUCAACUGUAGACUGUUCUGCACAAAGAGCUGCAACAGGAGUCACUUUACCAGAGUUAUCCUCUUCCAGAGAGAAUGUUGAAGUGAGCUUUGUACACAAGUCAAAAGAAUCUGUUACUAAAAUCUGCAUAACAGAAGAUUCUGAAGAGCAGAAACCAGUUGGCCAGCUUAAUGCUCCUAAACAUCAAAAAGCUGAAGAGACUGUUAUCAGGAUGGCUGCUCCUGGAAAGGCCAUUCUUGUUGACUCAAAGGUAAAGUAUGAUUCUGAGCCAGAUGCUUCAUCUAAGCAAGAAACCAGAUUAAUGAAUGUAGCCAAGAAUAGGCUGGCUGGAGAGGAGAGCAUGAGUGAGGUUUGUGUGACAGAUUCAUUGGAAGAAGUUACUGCGGCCCUCAUUGAGUACACCAGAUCCUUCUGAAAAGGAUGUAACAUGUAAAGAAGCAGCUACUGGGGCAGUAGAUGCUUAUAUGGCAUAUACCCCUACAACUGAUGCUGUUUGCCUCCUAGAAACUUCAAAAGAGAGAUGCAACACAGUUGAUCCUUCUCUGGAGUGUGGGUCAGUUAGAACAAGUUUGGCCAAUGCACCUAAAGACAAUGGAACUGCUGACACUGGUAAAGUGGAUGCAUCUCAGAGGUGAGCUGGCUACAGAGGGACCGGAGGAGCUUUAUCGAGCACAUGGUGAUGAACAGGACUACGCUAAAUUGACUGACCAGUUAAAAAUCAAAGAUCCCUUUGUACACUUGCCAAGAAGUGCCUUCGUUCUGGAUGAGUUCAAGUGGAAGUAUUCAAAUGAGGAUAUCAGUUCUGUGGCACUUUCUUAUUUGUGGGACCACUUUGAUAAAGAGGGUUGGUCUUUCUGGUGCAUGGAGUACAAGUAUCCCAGCGAACUCUGUCUGGAUUGCAGGAGCUCCAGUUUAAUAACUGGGCUAUUCCAACAUUUGGAUAGCCUACGGGAGCACAGCUUUGCUAGUGUGAUCCUGUUUGGCACCGGUGGUGACAGCUCAAUCUCUGGAAUUUGGAUUGUGCGGGGACACCAGCUCCUUCCCAAAUUAAAUGAAGACUGGCAUGUAAUCUGUGAGCCAUAUUCCUGGAGGAAAUUGGAUAUAAACACUGAUGAAUGCAAGACCACGAUUAAGGAAUACUUCACGAUGGAAGGAACAUUCCAACAUGUAGGAAAACCCUUCAAUCAGGCAUUAAUUUUUAAGUAACAGCACAUGCUGGUUGCUGCUCUCUGAACUAGCUGGCCUAUUGCAUUACUGAAUCUUGUCUUACUGAA